Molecule: messenger RNA, 900 nt
Organism: Stomoxys calcitrans (stable fly)
Lineage: Eukaryota; Metazoa; Arthropoda; Insecta; Diptera; Muscidae
Exons: 2
Coding region: 50-814 (254 amino acids)
Source: RefSeq, a predicted model, not a curated record
AUACGGCAGUGGUUAUGCAGCAGAGUCACACUUUGGGGGGGAUGAUUACAUGGAAUUCACACCGAAUGAGGCAUAUCGACAGGCGACAAAUGAUUUCAAUAGCAUACUAGAUGAUUUCGAAAGAUUUCUGCGUUUGAGUGGUCAAAAGCGUGUGGAUAAACUGCCCGACGAGAUGUUUGCGGUGAAGCCGACCAGAACAGCAACACAACCGCAACCACAAUCACAACCACACCAUACAUCGUCGGUUACAGCAAAGUUCACUCCUUUGGCUUUGGCAGCCCAUGCCACAGCAAUGGCCGUAUUGGGUAAUCAAAAUCAUUUCAAUACUCCACCCCACACAUCCUUUGAGGGUUCAUCAAUAACAGGCUCUGCCUCAAUGCCAGCAAAGGAUAAAUCAUCAAAUGCUCAGUGGGAUGUAUGGUCUCUGGAUUCAGCUUCAAAAACCAUUGGCGGUGAACAAAACUCUUCUGCAUCGUUGGCAACCACCACCACAACCACCUCCAAUGCCGUGCCAUGGCAAAAAUCUACGCCUGCGACAUCAUUUACACCCACAUCCUUUGGAGUAGCACCAGCACAGCCCUCACAUUUUGCCAAUGGAAUACAACAGCAACAGCAGCCCUCCACAGCCUACUUUCCCUCAACGGCAGCUUCGAUAUUUGCCACAGCGGCAGCAUCAAUUCCCACAACUGCAACGUUAUCGAUGAUAAUUCGUUUAAAAACACUGAGAGUAAUAACGUUGUCAACAAUUAUAACAACAACAACAACAACACAGAUUACAACAACUUUUAUAAUAAAGAAUCAAGCAAUUGUGUGAGCAGCAAUAUUGCCCAACAACUUGACAAAGGCAAUCCCUUUAGGGAAGCCAUAAGUUCGAGUUCUGCCAGCUAUACAAGCACUAAG